ACAAUGACACUAUCGAAUGAAGUCUUUGAAAUUCUCAGAUCUGUUUUGCAAAACAUAAGUGAAGCGAUGGAAAAAGAAUUUAUUAUUGGCCUUGAAAAAGGUUCGCCUGAAUCAUCUAUCGCCAUGUUGCCUUCAUAUAUUCCAGCCCUGCCAGAUGGCACAGAAAUUGGACAAUAUAUAUCAAUCGAUUUAAGUGGUAAAAAUCUUCGUUUGAUGCUUUUGAAAUUGAAAGGAGGUUUGGGUGAACCAGAACAAGUGAAUCAUAAUUAUAUUGUACCAUCAGUUGUGAUGAAAGGAACAGGGGAACAAUUGUUCACCUUUAUUGUGAAUUGUUUAACGAAGUUCUUGAGAGAAGUUGAUUUGUUGGAAGCAUGUCUUCCUGUUGGCUUUGUUUUCUCGUAUCCAUGCGAGCUGCUUUCGAUUCGAUGUGCUCGUCUUUUAUGGUGGACGAAAGGCUUUGAUAUAAAAGAUUGCCUACAAAAAGAUGUUGUUCGACUCCUUGAAGAUGCUCUUGAAAUGAAUAUGUUGACAAAUGUGAAAAUUAAAGCAGUCAUGAAUGAUACAGUUGGGCAGCUAGCAGCUGCUUCAUAUAAGCAUGGACCUCUUUGUACGAUUGGUGUUGUUAUAGGUUAUGGGUGUAACUCAUCUUAUCUAGAAGAUUCGAAGAAUAUAAAGAAAAUUAAUCUUAACGCUGCGGGUUACAAACAUGACAAAAUGAUCGUAGUCACUGAAUGGGAAGAGUUUGGGGCCAAAGGUGAAUUAAACUGUAUUUUCAACAAAUUCGAUAGGCAAGUCGAUGCAGCAUCUGUACAUAGAGGAAGGCAAUUGAUCGAUAAAUUAAUUGGAGCCUUAUAUCUUGGUGAACUUGUACGUCAUGUACUAGCUGAGCUUGUUCAGAAUGGGCUAUUGUUUAAUGGAAUGGUUUGUGAAAAAAUUCAUACACCUGAUUCGUUUCCUACCAAAUAUAUUUCAGAGAUUCUUCGUGAUGACGAAGAGGGUCACAAAGUUUGUCGUCGAAUUUGCGAUGAGUUGGAUGUACCAAGUCAUUGUACAAAAGAUUACGAAAUAAUGUGGGAAGUGUGCCAUGUUGUUUCUCAGCGUUCUGCUAGUAUAGCUGCUGCCGCAAUUGCUGCUCUUCUUCGCCACUUAAAGCAGGAGAAUAUGAAAAUUGGUGUUGGCGGCGCACUUAUACAAUUUCAUCCAACUUUUUUCGAGAUGCUCAAUGAUAAACUAAAGGACCUCGCUCCGGAGUCUGUUCAUUGGGAACUUGUUGCGGCUGAUGAAGGAAGUGCGAAAGGUGCCGCAAUAAUUGCUGCGGUUGUUGAGAAACUUAAACUUUGA
Molecule: messenger RNA, 1341 nt
Organism: Dracunculus medinensis (Guinea worm)
Lineage: Eukaryota; Metazoa; Nematoda; Chromadorea; Rhabditida; Dracunculidae
Source: the annotation of a GenBank genome assembly